Conger conger (European conger) is the source of this 2792-nucleotide messenger RNA. RefSeq names its product tripartite motif-containing protein 16-like. The transcript has 7 exons. Bases 158 to 2131 code for a protein of 657 amino acids. The record is from RefSeq and is a predicted model, not a curated record. NCBI's taxonomy places the organism in Eukaryota, Metazoa, Chordata, Actinopteri, Anguilliformes, Congridae. Gene Ontology annotation, molecular function: protein binding; zinc ion binding.
UGGGUCCAACCCCCACGCACCCGUCUCAUUGAGUUUACUUUUUACUGUUUACUUUGUGUGCAAUGGUGGUAGUGCAAAAGUACAAUCUACCAGAGCACCUUAUCAUGGUCAGUGUAUCACAGGGCCAGUCCCUACUAGGCCUUUGUAAUCACUUCACAUGCUCUUUACUUCUUACUUUUUCCUUAUAUAUCUGCACUCUCUGCUCAGCCUGCUCUGUUCAGCCUGGCCUCAGUCCAACACCACUCCUCCUGCAGCUGUGGGCAGAACCACGGAGUCCCUCCCUCUCUGUCAUGCAGUUUCAGGGAAAACGAAACUUAACGCCGUCUAUUUCAGAGAAACUAGUCUGUCUGUGUCAGUGUGCAGUAAAAUGGCUGAAGGUGGAGGUUUACUGGAUCAGGACCAGUUGAGCUGUUCGAUCUGUCUGGAUCUACUGAAGGAUCCGGUGACUAUUCCCUGUGGACACAGUUACUGUAUGGGCUGUAUUAAUGGCUGCUGGGAUCAGGAUGAUCAUACUGGUGUCUACAGCUGUCCCCAGUGCAGAGAGACCAUCACCCCAAGGCCAGUUCUGAACAAAAACACCAUGCUGGCUGAAGUGGUGGAGAAACUGAAGAAGACAGGACUCCAAGCUGCUCCUCCUGCUCACUGCAACGCUGGACCUGGAGACGUGGCGUGUGAUGUCUGCACUGGGAGAAAGCACAAAGCUGUCAAGUCCUGUCUGGUGUGUCUGGCCUCUUACUGUGAAACUCACCUCAAACUUCAUGAUGAACUGAACCCAGGUAAGAGACACAAGCUGACCGAUGCCUCUGGAAACCUGCAGAAGAAGAUCUGCUCUCAUCAUGACGAACCGCUGAAGAUUUACUGUCGUACCGAUCAGCAGUGUAUCUGUUAUCUGUGUACAAUGGAUGAACACAGAGGCCAUGAUACAGUCUCAGCUGCACCAGAAAGGACUGAGAAACAGAAGCAGCUGGGGGCGACACAGAGUAAAUUCCAGCAGAGAAUCCAGGAGAGAGAGAAGAAGCUGCAGGAUCUGAGACAGGCUGUGCAGUCACUCAAGAGCUCUGCACAGGUAGUAGUGGUGGACAGUGAGAGGAUCUUAACUGAGAUGAUCCGCUCCAUUGAGAAAAGGUGCUCUGAGGUGAAAGAGCUGAUCAGAGAUCAGGAGAAGGCUGAAGUGAGUUGGGCUGAAGGACUCCUGGAGCGACUGGAGCAGGAGAUUGCUGAGCUGAGGAGGAGAGACUCUGAGCUGGAGCAGCUUUCACGCACAGAGGAUCACAUCCAUUUCCUCCAGAGCUGUCAAUCUCUCUGUGCCCCUCCUGGACCUGGAGACUUACCCAGCAUCACUGUCAGUCCACACGUCUCUUUUGAGCCUGUGAGGAAAUCUGUCUCUGAACUGAAAGAGCGAAUGGAGGAUGUUUUCAUGGCGGAGUUGGUCAAAGUUUCUGGAAAAGUGGGCAGCACUGUGGUCUCACAGAGAGAGGGUCCAGGGUCUGGAUGCUGGGGCGUUUUCCUGUGCAGUUUGCUGGUUCUCCUCCUGUCCAUGUGGAUUUUCUCAGAAGAGCAUAUUCUGGAGCCCAAGACCAGAGGGGACUUCUUACAAUAUUCCUGUGGGCUCACACUGGACCCCAACACAGCGCAUGAAUACCUCCGUCUGUCUGAGGGGAACAGAGAGGUGACCCAUGGGGGAGAGAUCCAAUCAUAUCCUGAUCAUCCAGAGAGAUUUGACUACUGGAACCAGGUGCUGUGCAGAGAGGGUCUGUCUGGACACUGUUACUGGGAGGCUGAGUGGAGUGGAGGUGAUGAUGAUGGGGUUGAGAUAGCAGUGACAUAUAAAGACAUCAGCAGGAAAGGAGAGGGUCAUGACGCUGUUCUGGGACGUAAUGACAAGUCCUGGAGUUUGAGCUGCUCUGCCUUCGGUUACUCUUUCUGGCACAAUAAUGAGAGCACUGACAUCCCUGUUCCCCCCUCCUCCAGAAUAGGAGUGUACCUGGAUCACAGGGCAGGAACUCUGUCCUUCUACAGCGUCUCUGACACAAUGAUCCUCCUGCACAGAGUCCAGACCACAUUCACUCAGCCCCUCUAUCCUGCGUUUGGGGUGCUUUAUGGAUCCUCUAUAAAACUGUAUGAUCUGUGAUGAGGCAGAAAGUGAAGGGAAGAUCAGCUGUAAUUAAAGAGAGGGUAAAACACUGCAAUGAGACAGAAAAUGAAUUAAAUGCAGUUCAAUCUUCAACCUCAAAUGAUUAAAUGAAUGAAAUAAUGAGCUGAACUGAACUGAAACUGAGGAAACAUCAUUUUGGUCACACUGAAGCAGAUCCAGUCACUCUAAAGCAUGGGCUCCAUUAUUACAGUGAGCUCCAUGUUUGGAUCAAAGACAUUUUCUUCUUGAUUUGGCUCUUUACUCCACAAUCAUAAUUCUGUAGUCAAACAAUUCACAUGCAGAUUCUCAUCUUUUAUUAAAGGGUAUUUCAGACAUUUUGGAUUCCCUAUGCCACUCAUCCAAUGUGGGAUUAGAGUGUUUGUGGUGAUGGCAUUUAUAUGAAGCAGCUGCUGUAAAGUCAGUAAGACUCUGGGUUUCAUGGCUGUUGUUGUUGUGUGUUGUACUGGGCAGUGUUGGGUAUUAUAUGCUGAUUGUUUAGGAUGAAAUAAACAAAGGAAUGGUUGCAGAUACAGGAGGUGCAGAUAGAGGUGUAGGGUGGAGCAGGAUGUUUUAAUGUUUUUAAUAGUUUUUUGUGAGAUUGAUUUUGCUUGUUCAUUCAUUUUCAUUAAAGAUGUGGGGGGAAGUGGAGAGAUUGUAA